AUGAUGACAGACCAAAUCGGAAACCAGGCUUCUCCGGCCUCUAACUCAUAUUUGAACAACGAUGGAAUAGAUGAGUUGACCCCGAUGACUCGGAGAAAAAGAGUAUCCUCGCUAUCUUUAUCUGACCAAUGGGCCGGAUCCCUUCAGAUGACUCCAACAACUGGAUCCACUGGGAAUUUAAAGCGUAUAGGUUCUUCCAAAUUGUCAAUUAAUAAUGGAUUGAAUGCAGUGCGUGUCAAAAAGACAGUCAUCGAUCAUGUCAGGGUGGCGUCAUAUGCAUUUGCCUUUGACAUUGAUGGAGUUAUUGUUAAGGGUCCAGAGACUAUCCCCGAAGCAAAAGAAGCCCUUAAACUGUUAAAUGGUGCCAACGAAUAUAACAUAAAGGUUCCGUAUAUAUUUGUUACCAAUGGAGGCGGAAGGGCUGAACAGGCUAGAGCUGAAGAACUCUCUAAGAGACUUGAUAUUGAAGUAACCGAAGACCAAGUCAUUCAGGGCCAUACUCCCAUGCGGGAGUUGGUCAGCGUUUACAAUAACGUGCUUGUUAUCGGUGGUGUUGGGGAUGCCUGCCGUAAAGUGGCUGAGAAAUAUGGAUUUAAGAAUGUAUUUACACCUUUGGAUGUGAUGAAAUGGAACCCAUCAGUCACACCUUAUCAUAAUCUGACAGAGGAAGAACUGGCAGUGGCCCGUGAUGUUGACUUCAGCAAUACAGGCAUUGACGCUAUUUUGGUGUUUGCCGAUUCUCGUAACUGGGCCGCAGAUCAGCAAAUCAUUUUAGAACUUCUUUUAUCCAAGAGCGGUUUCAUGGGAACAGUGUCAGAUUCCUUCGAAGAAGGUCCUGCACUUUACUUUGCGCAUUCAGAUUUCGUUUGGGCAACCAACUACAAUUUAUCUCGAUAUGGUAUGGGGGCACUACAAGUAUCCAUUGCAGCCCUCUAUAGAGAACACACAGGAAAGGAACUGCAAGUCACUCGAUUUGGAAAGCCACAAAGGGGCACCUUCAAAUUUGCUUCAAAGGUUCUUUCUCAAUGGCGAAAAGACGUGUUAGAAGAGCAUGUGGAAGAAUUGACAACUGAAGAGGGAACAUCAGAUAUGGAGGAACAAUCACCAGGUGACCCUUUAUUGAAUGAUCCGUCUCAGAAUAUGAAUAGAAACUCCAAACCAACUUUAUUGGCGACAGAAUCAGAAUCAGAGUCCGAUUCUGAUAAUGAAGGUUUAACAGUGGAAAAACUUUCGAAACUGACGCUCGACCUUCCACCUGCUUCAACAGUGUAUUUUGUUGGUGAUACACCUGAGUCUGACAUUAGGUUUGCAAACUCGCACGACGAAUCGUGGUACUCAAUUCUAGUCAAGACUGGGGUAUACCAGGAAGGCUCGAUUCCCAAGUAUAAGCCCAAGCAUAUUUGUGAAAAUGUACUUGAGGCUGUUAAGUUUGCGAUUGAGCGAGAACACUCAAAAGAGCUAGAGGAAUGGAAUAAUUCGGCUGUCGAUCCAGAUGCUGCAACAACACAGCUGUCGCCUUUGACACUUGUAGAAGAGACCAAAGUAGUUCCCAAGAAGCACUCUGCAAAGUUUGAGAUGUAA
This is a messenger RNA of Komagataella phaffii GS115, 1581 nucleotides long. RefSeq lists its product as uncharacterized. Gene Ontology annotation, cellular component: mitochondrion. The coding region runs from base 1 to 1581 and encodes 526 amino acids. The transcript has a single exon. Gene Ontology annotation, biological process: glycerophospholipid biosynthetic process. NCBI's taxonomy places the organism in Eukaryota, Fungi, Ascomycota, Pichiomycetes, Pichiales, Pichiaceae. The record is from RefSeq and is a predicted model, not a curated record.